Molecule: messenger RNA, 4275 nt
Organism: Etheostoma spectabile (orangethroat darter)
Lineage: Eukaryota; Metazoa; Chordata; Actinopteri; Perciformes; Percidae
Gene: otop1
Product: otopetrin 1
Exons: 6
Coding region: 1086-2864 (592 amino acids)
Biological process (GO): inner ear morphogenesis; proton transmembrane transport
Cellular component (GO): membrane
Molecular function (GO): proton channel activity
Source: RefSeq, a predicted model, not a curated record
GAGUCUCGUAAAGCAGAAGAAACGUUAUUUUGAAGCCACUGUGCUGCGUGAAUCUAUAUCACUAAUUAAUAGGCAGAAUUUUAGAAGAAAGGAGCCCUUUUUAAGUUAAUCAUUAAAUUGCCCUGAUUACCUAUUUCAUCCCCUCCUAUAUUCACAUCACACUAAUCACCUCACAAUCAAUGUGAGCAGUCCUUCUAUUGUUAUUCUGAUAACAAUGUGUCUGUGUUUCCGCCCAAGCUAUUGCACCAGAGGUUACAUGAUCAAAUACAUAAGAGCUCUCAUUGCUGAUGGUCUCAGUGUUCUCCUUCUUGCCAUUCACUCACAAAAAGCCCUUGUGAAUUUGACCAUUGAAAUCUGAUUCUCCCUUUUCUUUUUAAAACUUGAGCACAAAGUUUUAACCACCACAUCUCAGCCACAAGUGGACAAAAGGAGGUGGCACUUGGUUUUUAAGCGCUGUCAUGACAGGUCACUUGGCUCCAGCCAGUAAAAAUCGCAGGUUUGUGAAAUGUCAUCUUCCUUUUCAUCUCAUUCAGGCCUUUACGCUUAAUACCCGAUAGCCACCCUGAGAGGAUUUCAGUAGACCUGGAAAGACGGUGUGCCAGCUGCUCCGAAGAGGUAGAUUUGGGCGAAGCUCUUUUUUUUUUUUCUUCUUCUGCUAUAGAUAAUUCUGUGUUUAGUGCUUUUUGCUUGAGGCAAAGAAUGGUUGGCACAAGCCCAGUGAUUAAUCUGAAACAUGCUAUGGGAGUUUCAAAAGGACGGGGGUCUGGGAUCACCAAAGACUGAAACGCAAUCUACCAUUUUCAAUGACUCAGCGAGCGUGUUACACUACCAGAUAUUUCAGUUUCAGGGUUACAAGAUGACAAUGGCGUCUAUCAAGUCCAUCCUCAGCGAGUCUGGACAUUGAAACGAUGCGUGACCAGAGAGCCGGACCUUGAAGAUUGAAUGAGCAUGUUUGGCACGGUACCUAUUCGUCUGAAUUCCUACCUUGUAGCAACAGGUUAGGCAUCUGGCCUCCCCCAAAUGCUCUUAUAGCGCGCGGCUUUGACUUUAUUUUUCUCACGGCAUAGCGAUUUUCCUUUCCCACCAUGGUGGAACACAGUGGCCUAGACAGUCAGUGUCUGAACAAGUACUGUCAUAGUUCCUCCUCGUCGUCCAGCUCCGAGCAAGACAAAAAGAUGUUCACUAAACUAAAACUAAGUCUGUCAGGGGAUUAUCCGAGGAAGAACGGAGAGAUCCUCAGCGGCCAAUACGGGACCAAUUUGCUGCUGCUCGGGCUAGCGAUGAUGCUGGCGGUCCAAGGUGACCCCUCUGUCAGGGAAGAGCACUUGUUGGCCUUAGUCACCUGCCUCAUGAUCCUCCAGCUGAUCUGGAUGUUGUGGUACAUCCUGUUGCGGGACAGACAGAAGAACACGCGGACCGAGAAAGAUGUCCACGCCACAACAUGCUGGAUAAGAGGAGGUUUGACUCUCCUUGCAGUCCUUUCACUGAUUAUGGACGCUUUCCGGAUCGGGUACUAUGUUGGCUAUCAGUCUUGUGUGUCAGCUGUGCUCGGGGUUUAUCCUGUCAUCCACGCAACUCAUACAAUAACACAGGUGCAUUUUCUCUGGUUUCACAUCAAGGAUGUCAUCCAGAGCUUUGAAACAUUUGAGAGAUUUGGUGUAAUCCAUGCAGUCUUUACCAACCUCCUCCUGUGGUGCAACGGUGUAAUGUCAGAGGCCGAGCACUUCUUGAACAACCACAAGAGAAGACUCUUUGCACUGGGCUUUGAAAACCUCACUAUACUGCACUCAGAGCCUGACUGUAACUGCACCACCAGCACUUGCUCCUUGUUCUCCAAAAGCCUCUUCUAUCUCUAUCCCUUCAACGUUGAGUACCACAUAUUUGUCUCUGCCAUGCUCUUCGUCAUGUGGAAAAACAUUGGGCGGACCAUUGACCUUUCUUCAAACAGGAAGAGGCUGGCUACCAAAACCCAGGGCCUGCACAUAGGCCCCAUUCUGGGUCUACUUGCACUGGCCGGCACUAUCGGGGUCAUGGUGGUCUACAUCACCAACAUAGAGCAAUCCCUCCAAACACAUAAUUCAGCCAUUUCUAUGUUCUACAUUUAUGGCAUUGCCAUGCUGGCGUUCAUGUGCUCCGCUGGUUCCUUAGGUCUGCUCAUAUAUCGAGUGGACCACAUGCCUCCGGACACCUCCAAGAACCCGUCCAGACAGCUAGACACAGAGCUGCUGUGUGGGUCCUCUGUCGGCUCCUGGCUCAUGUCCUGGUGCAGCAUUGUGGCUGUGGUAGGAGCCAACACCAAUCCUCCUUUCCGCUGGACCAACUUUGUCUACUCUCUGCUUGUUGUGUUGGAGAAGUACAUCCAGAACCUCUUCAUUGUAGAGUCCCUGUAUCGCCAGCAAAAGGAUGGAGAGAGGGAGGACCCCGAGUUGCCAGCUGCCCCGGAAAUCUUCUCGGUGACGUCUUCUUUAGCCCCACCGUACAACGGCAUCAUUAACCAAGCCUACGAGACUCCAGACAGAACCUGUGUCUCCCUGGAGAACGAGAACGAGGAGGAGAGCAGGCAGGUGUACGGAUGUCCAAGGAAACCUUCUGAGGUGUCGCUGCCUGUGAGAAACAAAGUAAAGCAGCCUCUAAAUAUAAAGAGGAAAGUCCUGAAAAACAUUGCUGUCUUCCUGAUAAUGUCCAACAUUUCGCUGUGGAUCCUUCCUGCCUUUGGCUGCCGGCCACAGUACGACAACGGUUUGGAACAGGAGACAUUUGGCUACAGCACAUGGACCACAGUUCUCAAUUUUGCCAUUCCUUUGAACCUUUUCUACCGCAUCCACUCAGUCGCCUCCCUCUUCGAGGUGUUCCGCCGGGUCUGACAGAAAAGCAGAUGACUGACAAUGCCAGAUACGCUAACAUGCACAAGAACACUUGUCACCACCGGCUCCCGUGAGUGUCUCACAGCGCAGGUCAGCCUUUCAGGAGGCAGUCUGGGUCACACUGCCACAGACUUGAAAGCAAUCUGCAGAGACAAACAAAACAUAGAUCCCUCAGUGUUGGGAUUACAGAGGAAGACAAAACCUAUUAGCCUACGCUCCUUGAAAAAUUACCUUGUUUAACACAAGGCUUAUUAAAAAUGGUCAUGGAAAUGACUUUUGGUUUCAAGAAUUUCAAAAGAGCUCUUUGUACUUUUUGUUCUGUAGUUACAUUACUGUAGGUUUUACUCUCUGGUUCAUCAUGUCAAAUAUACAUGAUGUAUCUGACAGACUUAUUUUGUACUGUUUGAUAUUAGUAGCUGAAAGUAUAUGAUAUACUACUUAUAAAAUACUACAGCUAAGCCUCUUAAACACCUGUUAGUAUCAAGCUUCUACUGUGUUCAACAGAGCCGCAAGUUAACCCAUUGACCCAUAUUUUAACUGCAUGUGAAAUGUUCAUACUGUAUAAGGAUAUGGUUCUCAUUUACUUCUCUUAGUAGUUCAAGUUUAAUGGAACAGUAUAAAACCUGAGCUACAAAGAUAGUGACAAUCUUAGCACUAUAUUUUGAAUAAUCUUUAUGAGUUGGACUAUAGUUCUCUGUCUCUCUCUCUGUCAUUUAAGGUUCAUCAUUGUCCUAUUAUAUGCUGAUUCUCUGUUCUGUCAAUUUAACUAAUAAGUUAUGUUCAAAAUGAUGUUGGUUAUACUGGGUUAUCUUCUACCACAUAUAGUGAGAAGUGCUAGGUAAGACAGAUCUACUGUCAAAAAUAUUUCCCUUCUGAAUUUAUGUAUGUAUAAAAAAGUUUUCAAAUCAGGUGGAUCUAUAUUAUCAAAAGUGGAAAUCUUGUAUCAGAAUAUUUCCAGGAUUAUAACACAAUAUAAAGAAACAGUUACUGUAAUGGCAACUGCUACACCAGAUCAGAGAUUGUAUGUUUACACCUGAAAGAUCAGCAAUAAAAAACAUCCCAUGUCUGUGACAUUACUUAUUUCUUUUUGAUAUAAAACGCAGAUAUACUUUUUACUUGUACUGUACAAUUUUAUAUCAAAUUAAUGUAUAAUUUUUGUCAGUUCUCAACAUGGUGCUAUCCACUCUUUGUGUUGUCACUAUGUGCCAACUUGUGGUAAAAAUCCUGCAAACUGCAAUAUUAUAAUCUUUGUAAAUACUCUCAUGCUGAUUAAAAUCAUCACUCAGACACUGACACGAUUUUGUGAAAAUCCAAUAAAAUGGUGCUCAAAUGAAAUGACGUGUACUAUAGUGAUGAAUGUAUAUCCUUUGCCUAUAUUGAAACAAAUAACAUUUUCUUUUUUUCAUAUUCA